AUGGACCAAUUUGGCAAGCAGUCUCUACACCAGAGAAUACACACAGGAGAGAAAUCUUAUAGCUGUGGUCAAUGUGGGAAGAGUUUUACUACAUCUGCCCAACUGACUCUACACCAGAGAACACACACAGGAGAGAAACCUUAUAGCUGUGAUCAAUGUGGGAAGAGUUUUACUACAUCUGCCCAACUGACUCUACACCAGAGAACACACACAGGAGAGAAAACUUAUAGCUGUGAUCAAUGUGGGAAGAGUUUUACUACAUCAAGCACUCUGACUCUACACCAGAGAAUACACACAGGAGAGAAACCUUAUAGCUGUGAUCAAUGUGGAAAGAGUUUUGGUCGAUCUGGCCAGCUGACAUCACACCAGAGAAUACACACAGGAGAUAAAUCUUAUACCUGUGGUCAAUGUGGGAAGAGUUUUACUACAUCUAGCAUUCUGACUGUACACCAGAGAACACACACAGGAGAUAAACCUUAUACCUGUGGUCAAUGUGGGAAGAGUUUUACUACAUCUAGCUCUCUGACUGUACACCAGAGAAUACACACGGGAGAGAAACCUCAUAGCUGUGAUCAAUGUGGGAAGAGGUACACUGAUAAAAGAUCUCUGAUUAAACAUCAGAAAAUACAUGGAGUUGUUUCAUGAUAUCAAUUAAAUGAUGUCACAAUGUAGAAUGAUGUAACAUUGUAGUAGGAGUAUUUAAAUGAUGUCACAAUGUAGAACCCUAAACGUUUGUCCCCUGUUCUAUUGAUUUCAACAUGAUAUGGAUAUUAGCCUCAGGGGGAAAAUCCAGGCUCUGAAUUGAAAGAGUACUAUUUAUGUAAUUUAACAAAAAGUGACUAACACAAAAAGAGCUGUGUUACACUUACCAUGUUGAUGACCCACUUGAAUCAUAAUGCAACACUUCGAAAUGUAGCGAUCUAUUUUCUACAAAUUGUCCUCUAAUCAGGGAUGUACACAUUAUUCCCAUAUUCUGUGUGUUUUUUGAGCUUUUAGUUUUAACAGGACGCGUAACCUCAUCUCCCUUCUGUUACACAAUUAAUUUUGA
Messenger RNA from Salvelinus fontinalis (brook trout), 1048 nucleotides. Its product is annotated as zinc finger protein ZFP2-like. Gene Ontology annotation, molecular function: DNA-binding transcription factor activity; RNA polymerase II cis-regulatory region sequence-specific DNA binding. Lineage: Eukaryota; Metazoa; Chordata; Actinopteri; Salmoniformes; Salmonidae. The record is from RefSeq and is a predicted model, not a curated record. Gene Ontology annotation, biological process: regulation of transcription by RNA polymerase II. The transcript is spliced from 2 exons. The coding region runs from base 1 to 645 and encodes 214 amino acids.